AUGUCGAUUAGAGAAGGACGUGCGCCCAAUUCUAGUUCGCCGGAGUCCUUGAUGGUGGUGAAUCUCUCCACCUAUCGGAUUGAAGGCGAAUUCGAUGCUGGUGGCUGCGGCACGGUGUUGGUGGGCAGCCAUGCCCGCUCCAAGCAGCCGGUGGUGAUGAAAAUGGCCAGCAAAGAGGUGGACCGGCUCCUGCUCGCCACGGAGCGCCGGAUCUAUGCGCGGCUGCCGAAGGCCCGUGGAUGGCCCAGACUCAUCGACGCCGGUACGUAUCGCAAACGCGACGUGCUGGUUUUGGAGCGCCUGGGGCCAUCCCUGCAGGACUUACUGAACUUGUGCGGAGGACGCUUCGGUCUGAAGACGGUUUCGCAGCUAGCGCUGAACAACUGCUCGACAGGCUGGAAACAUUCCACGAGCUGGGGUACGUUCACCGCGACCUGA
Molecule: messenger RNA, 438 nt
Organism: Anopheles coluzzii
Lineage: Eukaryota; Metazoa; Arthropoda; Insecta; Diptera; Culicidae
Product: casein kinase I-like
Exons: 1
Coding region: 1-438 (145 amino acids)
Source: RefSeq, a predicted model, not a curated record